AUGCGUGCGGCUCCUGUCGUUCGUAAGCAAUUACGUCAAGAGACGCUACGCUACUCGUUUGCGAGCUCUUCAUUUCUCUACAAUUUACUUGUCUUGACCGACCUCACAUCGCAAUUUGCCAUCUACAACCCAGAGUCCCUUUACAAGAACAACCGAAUUAUGCCCAAGUCUGCACACACCGUGGAAAUUGCACCUGCUGAAGACCAUGCAGCUAUGAAGAAACAAUGGCAGACAAACCUUGAAAUUGACUUGCUGAAAAGCGCUUGGAUUCGAAAGGACCGUGAACAACAUGGUGCACACACGUCACCACCACUCUCAGCAGCUAAGUGA
Plasmopara halstedii is the source of this 330-nucleotide messenger RNA. RefSeq lists its product as uncharacterized. Bases 1 to 330 code for a protein of 109 amino acids. The record is from RefSeq and is a predicted model, not a curated record. Lineage: Eukaryota; Oomycota; Peronosporomycetes; Peronosporales; Peronosporaceae. The transcript has 2 exons.